ACGCCUUGGAACCCACGGGCGGCCACUGCCGCCACAGGUGCCUCACAGGGCCCUCUGUCCUCGCUCUGGGCAUCAAAACCCCGGUUGGGAACUAAGGCUUCCGAGCUGCUUCAAACCCUGGACACCAAGGCCCUCACCGGCCGGAGAACGAAACCCUGGGGUCUUCUGAAGAGGGGGGCCACAAGCCCCCAGGACCAGACGACGAAGCCCCAGAGCUGCUGCGGAGCUGAACACCGAGGUCCCCAAGCCCUCCGCAAAGGACGUAGAGAUCCUCGAGCAAGAGAGCGAAGUCCUCGAGCCAUCAGUCGAGCAGAACGCAGAGCGCCCCGGGCUGUCCACAGCUGCGGGUUUUGAGAGUCCUGAGCCAGGCAGAGACGACCCUGGGCCGUCCGAAGCGCAAAGGGUGGAGGUCCAGGGGCAGCGUCCCCCUCCAGGCCCUGAGACCUCCUCCUCCAGGUCAGGCUCGGAAGCCCCCCACCUGCGUUUUCCGCCGUGCCCCAAGGCUCCCCAGCGUCUCCCGGAGGAGCUGUUCAUGGAGACGCCCAUCGAGCGCGAAAUCCGCCGCAGCUGCGAACGCGAGGCGAGCCUGCGCCGGAGCCGGGGCCUGAGCCCGGGCCGCGCGGGCCGCGAACUCGUCGAGCUGCGCGUGCGGCCGGUGCUCAACCUGCCGGGUCCUGGCCCCGCGCUCCCGCGCGCCCUGGAGCGGGCGCGGGCGGGCGCGCAGAUGCAGCGGGACAUCGAGCGGGAUGCCCACCGGCAGGCGGCGCUGGCGCGCCCCGCGGCCCCCGAGCCGCGCGCCGGGUCGCCGCCGCAGCCGCUGGGCGAACUCAAGCGCUUCUUCGAGGCCGCAGCGGGGAGCGGCUCCUCGGCGGGGGCAGGGGGCGGCGCGGGCCUGCAGAGGCUGCCAGAACCCGGGGGACGGCCGCGCUCUGCCGUGCAGGGCGGGUGCCCGGUGCUGGGCAGCUCCCCGCCGCCUUUCACUCCGUCACUGCUGGAGCAGGAGGUGCGCGCGGUGCGCGAGCGCGAGCAGGAGCUGCAGCGCCAGCGGCGCAGCGUCUAUGGCACCGCGGAGUUCAAGGAGCCUACGCCGAGCCUCACCGCGAGCAGGGGCGACGGAAAGUUGGCGGUGAUGUGGCCCCCCCGCAGAAAGGCCUCGGAGAACGGCCUGGAGCAGUCCCCCAUUGGGAAACUGACCACCACCCACAACUCCGCCAGUGAAACUGCCCAGCCCUUCUCUGCCAAGCAAACUGAACUACUCUCUCCCUUGACUGUUAAGAGGGCCGGAGUUACCGCCGCGGCUGCCCCACUACCCCCACCCCCAAUAAAGCCUCUUCUUUCAGGGCACUGCAGCCUAUUUUUUUCUGGGUCCUCUUCGUCUGGGGUGGGGCGGGAGCACGGCGGGCCGAGGGAGGCCCGAGAAAACCCCAAGAGGUGCGGGCCAGAAUGCGGGAAUGCGCCCUUACCGCCCUCUUCUGGGGCUGCCCGCCUCCCCCACACGACCAGACACGGCCUGGCCCAGGUCCUACCGCCCCCUGGCGGCUCGAGGGCAAAAUGUGGCGCGUGGACCGAAUUCACACCCUCUUGUUUCCAGGCUUCCUCCUCAACAUUUAUUGGUGCUAACGGUGUGCCCUGCGCUGGGCACUGGCUAGACAGAGGUGAUAAGAGGCUGUUCCUACCCUGGGAACGUAAACAAUAGCUACUAAAAAAAAAA
Molecule: messenger RNA, 1711 nt
Organism: Macaca mulatta (Rhesus monkey)
Lineage: Eukaryota; Metazoa; Chordata; Mammalia; Primates; Cercopithecidae
Gene: MISP3
Product: MISP family member 3
Source: RefSeq, a predicted model, not a curated record